Messenger RNA from Trifolium pratense (red clover), 1962 nucleotides. RefSeq names its product alpha-L-fucosidase 1-like. The transcript has 3 exons. Gene Ontology annotation, molecular function: alpha-L-fucosidase activity. The coding region runs from base 340 to 1818 and encodes 492 amino acids. The record is from RefSeq and is a predicted model, not a curated record. Gene Ontology annotation, biological process: fucose metabolic process; glycoside catabolic process. NCBI's taxonomy places the organism in Eukaryota, Viridiplantae, Streptophyta, Magnoliopsida, Fabales, Fabaceae. Gene Ontology annotation, cellular component: lysosome.
ACACAUAGAAGCAACCUUUUCAACCUCGUGGAAAGUGAAUGUUGUGAACAGAAAAAUCAACAUGUGAGUGAUUGUUAAAGUUGUAAUGCAUCAUCAUGGACCAUUUUUGAAAAAGAACAAUGCAUCAUGGACCAUAGUACUAUCGAAUUGAGUUGGGUUAUGAUGAUGACAAUAAGACAAAUAUCAACCCAACAUAACACACAUGAUAUUUUUAUCUACACUACUUUCCCUUUGUCUUAACUUCAUUCACAACAUUUUUUCAACUCUUGUUCCCAUUCCCUCAAUCCUCAAACAAAACCAAACACCAAAAACAAAACAAAAAAAUCAUUCAAGAACAUCAUGGCUAAACUAUGGUGUUCUUUUUUCUUAUUCAUUUCACUACUACUCCAACAAAACAAAAUUUGCAUGUCUUUGCUAGAACAAGUACCAAGUCCACCAUUACCAAUUCUCCCACUCCCAACAUAUGCACAAUUAAAAUGGCAACAAAGAGAAAUCAUAAUGUUCCUUCAUUUUGGUGUCAACACAUAUACCGACAGAGAAUGGGGUACAGGCCAUGAAAGCCCAUCAAUAUUCAAUCCAAUUGGGCUCAACACAACCCAAUGGGCCAAUGUAGCAGAAGAAGCAGGAAUUUCAUUGAUGAUAUUAACUGCAAAACAUCAUGAUGGAUUUUGUCUUUGGCCUUCAAAGUACACUAAACAUUCUGUCAUUAGUAGUACUUGGCAAAAUGGUAAGGGUGAUGUUGUUCAAGAAUUUGUCAAUGCAGCUACUAAUAAAGGAAUUGAUGUUGGGAUCUAUCUUUCACCUUGGGAUAGACAUGAUUCUAGAUAUGGUGAUGAUUUGCUUUACAAUGAAUACUAUUUAGCUCAAUUGCAAGAACUUCUUAAAAAAUAUCAAGAUGUUAGGGAAAUUUGGUUUGAUGGAGCAAAAGAUCCCAAGGCACAAAAUGUGUCAUAUUAUUUUUCAGAUUGGUUUUCUAUGGUGAAAGAGUUGCAAAGUUCUAUCAAUAUUUUCUCUGAUGCUGGACCUGAUGUAAGAUGGGUUGGAGGUGAAACAGGAACUGCAGGGGACACGUGUUGGUCUACUAUUAAUCGAACCUCUCUUGCAAUUGGAGCUUCAAACAUAACUGAGUAUCUAAGCACUGGUGAUCCAAGAGGAACAGAUUGGCUACCAGCAGAAUGUGAUGUUUCAAUUAGACCAGGAUGGUUUUGGCAUAAAUCGGAAUCACCAAAAAAACUAAGUGAGCUACUUGAUAUUUAUUACAAAUCAGUUGGUAGAAAUUGUGUGUUACUUCUUAAUGUACCUCCUAAUACAACUGGUCUUAUAUCUGAAAAUGAUGCACAUAGAUUAAAAGAAUUUAGAAGUGCAAUUAAUACAAUAUUUCAUAAAAACAUAGUUGAAAGUUCUUAUGUUAAAGUUAGUAGCCAAAGAGGAGGAAAAGAAGGAGGGUUUGGACCACAAAAUAUGCUUGAUAGUGACCAUUUGUGGUCAUAUUGGGCCCCACAUGAAGAUAAGAAGGAAAAGGAGGACCAUUGGAUUGAAAUUUGGGGUGAGGAUGGAAUUUUGAAAUUUAAUGUGAUUAGAAUACAAGAAGCAAUUGGACUUGGUCAAAGGAUUAAAGAGUAUGAAAUUUAUGUGGAUGGUAAAUUAAUAAUCCAAGGGACAACAAUUGGUUACAAGAGACUUCAUAGGCUUGAUGGAGAUGUUGUGCAUGCUAGUGUUGUGAGAAUUAGAUUCAUAAAGGCUAGAGGUGUUCCUCUUAUUUCUUCUAUUGGAUUACAUUUUGAUCCUUUUUGGCACUCAAAGUUUACUGCCACCUGAAGAACAUAAUCAUAUAUGUAGUGUUCUAGGAGAAUGCUUAUUGUGCAAGCAAUAUUCACAAAUAAUAAUCAUUCACUCUUCUAAGUAUGGUUAGACAUUGGUCAAAUCUUCAAUUUUUAUGCAUUAUUCUCUUUCUUGCGUAAA